AUGCAAUUAUUAAAAAAACAUUAUCAAUUUAUUAGAAAUUCGGAAGAGGAUGUGGAUGUGGAACCCAAUGAAUACGGAGAAAAUUUAGCCAAGGAGUAUGAAAGGAAAUUAUUUAGGGAUUAUGCAAUUGCCGAUUUGAGUAAAUAUAAGGAGGGUAAAAUUGGGCUGCGCUGGAGAACAGAAUCAGAAGUUUUAAGAAGCAAGGGAGAUCUCAUUUGUGCAGCAUUGAAUUGUGAAGAAAAGGAAGAAUUACAAAGCUCACUUCUCAAUUUUUCAUAUAAGGAAAAUGGUGAAGUCAAACAGUGCCUGUCAAGAAUAAUUCAUGAUGGUAGAUUUGCAGAAUUUAUUAUUGGAGAAUUUGAAACACAUAAUGAGUGGAAGUUGUGCGUUGAAAAGGAGAGUAUGAAAAGUUUUUAUAAGGAUCGAGGAAGUGGAAUGCAUGCCGUAAAAGUUGAGGGAACAAUUCAUGCAUCCAUGUUUCAGGUUCUUUCAAUCUUCUAUGAGGUCGAUUUAUACAAAUCUUGGGUUCCAUCGAUGAGAGAUUCUUUGGUCAUUCACAAGUUUGGUAAAUAUCGAUUCCUGUCCUAUUUUUCAUUCAAUUUACCUUGGCCAUUCAGUCCUAGAGAUUUGAUUUCGUAUGCAUUUGCAAUUGAUAGAUUGGAAAGUGAUGGAUCCAUUAUGGUGUCUGUACAGGGAAUUACACCAGCGACUCAUCCAGAGUAUAAGGAUAAAAUUGGGAGCUACGUCAGUCAGGAUAAUGUCUGUGCAGAAUGUGAAUAUGCUAGCUUCCUUGUAAAGUAUGUUUCUCCAGAGGAAACAUUUGUUCAAAUUGUUGGAAGUGUCGAUCCAAAACUUUCCUACGUUCCUUAUUGGUUCAUUAAUAUGGUCACUGAUCAAAUUUCGUAUUUGAGCAUGUCUAAAUUGAGACAAGUAGCUAAAACAGUUCCUCAUACCGAAUAUCAAACCAGAAUUGAUAGCAAUGAUGAAAUUUAUGGAGACAUCAAAAGACGACUCGAAAUAUUCCUCUCUAAAAAGUAA
Molecule: messenger RNA, 1038 nt
Organism: Naegleria gruberi
Lineage: Eukaryota; Heterolobosea; Eutetramitea; Acrasida; Naegleriidae
Exons: 4
Coding region: 1-1038 (345 amino acids)
Source: RefSeq, a predicted model, not a curated record